AUGUACCCUAGAUGGAUUCUCACUUUACUUAAAGUUCUCUUGGCAACCGGCAAUGGCCAGCGUGGUAGGGGCAAAAGGUCUCAAGCAGAGGGUGAAAAGAAUAUCCGGAGUAACCUAGUCUACUUGUGUGUCUUACAACGUCCAACCUUAUUAGCGGAUCAAAAAGUAACUCAACUAGAAACAGAACUUGAUAAAAUAAAAUGGAACAUCGAAGGCUUGAGUGAAGUUAGAAGAAGAGAAGAAAGCCAGAUAACACUAAAAACUGGCCAUAUUUUCCAUUAUAGAGGAGAAGAAGAAACAUCAAAUAUUGGUGUGGGAAUGAUCGUACACAAGAAACCAUUAUACCAGAUUAUAGCAAAUCUAAUAGAAAUGAAAAGGGUGUUUACCCUCACGUCAACAUCAUCAGAAAAAGAUCUGGAUGCAUUCCAUAAAACCAUCAAUGACGAAUUGGAAGAAAAUACUAACUAUCACACCCUACUGAUAAGCAACUUGAAUACCAAACUCGGCAGGAAAAAAGAUGAAGCCGAAACUUCGCUAGGCACCCAUGGCUUUGAUGAAAGAAACGAGAGAGGAAGCACUCCUCAACUUCUUCCAAGAACACUGUCUCUAUUCAAUAAUUAUUUCUUUGCCAAAAGACUACAACGAAAAUGGACUUGGAUCAGCUCAGAUGGCAACACUAAGAACGAAAUAGACUGUAUCAUAACAAACAGGAAAGAAAAAGUUCACGACGUAGCAGUCCUGAACAGACUCUUCAUAGGCAGCGACCAUAGAAUGAUACGAACAAAAGUUUCU
This is a messenger RNA of Dendroctonus ponderosae (mountain pine beetle), 792 nucleotides long. RefSeq lists its product as uncharacterized. The annotation marks the transcript as partial. The record is from RefSeq and is a predicted model, not a curated record. The transcript has 3 exons. NCBI's taxonomy places the organism in Eukaryota, Metazoa, Arthropoda, Insecta, Coleoptera, Curculionidae.